Messenger RNA from Galdieria sulphuraria, 1107 nucleotides. Its product is annotated as lipid-A-disaccharide synthase. The transcript has a single exon. Lineage: Eukaryota; Rhodophyta; Bangiophyceae; Galdieriales; Galdieriaceae. Gene Ontology annotation, molecular function: phospholipid binding; lipid-A-disaccharide synthase activity. Gene Ontology annotation, biological process: lipid A biosynthetic process. The record is from RefSeq and is a predicted model, not a curated record. The coding region runs from base 25 to 1083 and encodes 352 amino acids.
CCGAUGAAGAAUCUUUUUUUCCAUAUGAAAUUUGCUUCACGUUUCUUCUUCACUUGUUAUUAUCAUGUGUAUGUGAUUGCUGGAGAAAGUUCGGGAGAUAAAUUAGGAUAUCAUCUCGUUCGUUCUUUACAAAGAAUGGAUAAUAGUUUGGUGGUUCAUGGAGUAGGUGGGCCUUUGUUGGAGAAGCAAGGUUUACAAUCCCUUUUUCCAUAUGAAGAGUUGUCCGUAAUGGGUUUGUCAAGUGUAUUAUGGCGUCUUCCACGUCUUUUGUAUCGAUUGAAACAAGUGGAACGUGAUAUUCUGAUGAAACAACCGGAUGCUGUUAUUGCUAUCGAUUCCAAAGGAUUCUCUUCUCGCAUAUUUCAACGGAUAAGUAAAGGUGAUAAACGUUGGACUCCUUUACGUAUUCAAUAUGUAGGUCCUUCAGUAUGGGCUAUCAAAGAUGGAUUGCGAGCUGCUCAACAGUUUGGAAAGUGGAUUGAUCACGUAUUAUUGUUAUUCCCUUUGGAAGCUGCUCUAUGGAAACAAGCUCAUGUUCCUUGUACAGUAGUCGGACCUGGCUUUUGUGAAAAUUUGGAAUGGUUUGAUUCCAAAACAAAGUAUCAACGAAAGGAUUCAACAACCACAAGAUUGGUUGCUCUAUUGGGUAGUCGAAUACAAGAAGUGAAAAAAGCUGCACCACUCGUCAUGAAAUGUAUCCAGUUGUUGAGAGAAGAAGGAUUCCAUGAUCUGCAAAUAAUCAUACCUUAUGUAGGUCAUACACGGAGUUGGAUAGAAAACCAGAUUCCAUAUUAUUCUGAUGUAGAAUGGGUCAAUGGAGAAGAUGAGAAAGCUUACUUGGAAGCACUUGUGACGAGUGACUUUGCUGUAGCUGUUUCAGGUACUUCAGUGAUGGAAUGUCAUCUUUGUCAACUUCCUGUGAUUGUCAUUUAUCCUUGUGAUUCGUUGACUAGGUAUAUAAUCAAGAGAAAAGUUAAUGUUUCUUAUGCUUCGAUGGCCAAUAUCAUGCUUGACCGAAAUGUUGUUCCAGAGUUGUUAUUGGAACAAUGCAAAGUGGAUCAUCUAUUGCCACUGAUAAGGUAAUAUAAGAAAUGACUUUGAUAGGAA